This is a messenger RNA of Leishmania braziliensis MHOM/BR/75/M2904, 1281 nucleotides long. RefSeq lists its product as hypothetical. The transcript has a single exon. The record is from RefSeq and is a predicted model, not a curated record. Lineage: Eukaryota; Euglenozoa; Kinetoplastea; Trypanosomatida; Trypanosomatidae. Bases 1 to 1281 code for a protein of 426 amino acids.
AUGAUGCACACCAGCGGGGUGGUGCGGCGCCAGAUGCGUCCCUACUACAAUCUCCCCUCCAAGUCGGAGCACGGGCGCCGCAUGACCGGCUUUCUCACACCAUACCGCCACUGGAUGUGGAAGCAGAACGAGCUCUGGCGCAACGUUCACGAAGCUCAGUUCGAGCAUCUGCGAAAGGUGUACAAGCGGCAGUGGCUCGAGUCGUUCCGCGUCAACGCUGACGAGUAUAUUUACAAGUACAACAUCACCAAAUCUGCGCAGCUGGCGCAGUGGGAGCACGAGAUGCAGGCCCAGGAGCGCAAGCGUCGCGAGUCACAGCAGCUGGCACAGGGUCGCCAGGCGCUGAAGAAGAAGCACCUCGAUUUGCUGCGUGAGUUCCACGAGCGGCAGUUCUUCUACUGGUACGAGCGCGCGAGCGAGCGCCUGCAGUACAUGGCCCGCAUCAGCUACAUCUCCCAGGCCAGCAUUCAGGAGCACAUCGAACGGGAGCUGGACAAGUACACUGUGGGGUCGAAGGCGCCGUACCCGCUCAACUUUGCUGGCCAGAUGCCCAUGCUAGAGGACAGGGAUGGAAACAUUGCGCAAGUGCCUGCGAAUCUAAUGACGAACCACGCUACGGAGAACCCAGACGGCGGUGCCACCAUAUACGAGCCGCCAGAGGGCACCGCCGUCGCAGAAGAGAAGCUGCUGCAGAUGAUGGCGUCGGCGCAGGAGGAGGAGUUGCGCAUUCGCCCCGAGGAUGGCGACGCCUGGUCGGAGUCGAUGACGGACAUGGACCGCAGCGAGAGCGCGAGGUUUGACUCACGCAAGGUGGCGCGUAGCAUGGAGGAGACGGAUGAGGAGCGAGAGGUGAGUCGACGGGCGUACAUCGACCGUGGAAAGACAGGGUCCAAAGCCAUCUUCCGCCGCCCACGCUUCGACGGCGAUGGCGCCACGUCCCCGAGCGCUGGCGGUACGACGCCGAUGAAGCGCCGCAAGUCGAAGACGGACAGGAUGCACGCCUUACAGGAGCAGCAGGACGCGGCGGUGGCGAAGGCAACGGCCAAGGCGCUGAAGGACGAGGGUAGUACCGCCGGGGCGACGAAGCGCGGUGAGGUGGCGGAGAACAGAGGCCGCCUCCGCGAUCGCAUGAUCACACCCUCUCUUGAAACCCUGCAGCAGUCGCCUGAGAUGAUGGCGCAGAACAAGCCGGGCGGUCGUGUGCGGACACAUCACCUCAUGGAGAAGGUCUACGGCAUCGGCAAGUUUAAGAAAGGUGGCGGUGGAGAUGAGGAUGCGUAG